Habropoda laboriosa is the source of this 1986-nucleotide messenger RNA. RefSeq names its product vacuolar protein sorting-associated protein 52 homolog (gene Vps52). The record is from RefSeq and is a predicted model, not a curated record. Gene Ontology annotation, cellular component: GARP complex. Gene Ontology annotation, biological process: retrograde transport, endosome to Golgi; lysosomal transport; endocytic recycling. Gene Ontology annotation, molecular function: syntaxin binding. NCBI's taxonomy places the organism in Eukaryota, Metazoa, Arthropoda, Insecta, Hymenoptera, Apidae.
UGUAAAAUGUCCGGUGAAAUUGAUAUUUUCGAUGACAACGAGGCGCAGUUGCCUCAAGACCUUGAAGAUGAUGUUGUUCAAGAAGUUUUGAAGACUGGUACCGAUUUACGUCAGUAUUCGAGACAAAUUGAAAAAGAACUAAAAGAAGUUGAAAAUAAAUCUAUUCAGGAUUAUAUAAAGGAAAGCGAAAAUAUAGCUAGUCUUCAUAAUCAAAUCGCUGCAUGCGAUAAUAUUUUAGAGAAAAUGGAAUCUAUGUUGAUGAGUUUUCAAUUAGAUUUAGGAAGUAUUAGUUCUGAAAUACUUUAUCUCCAACGUAAAUCUGUAGCAAUGAAUCAACAAUUAUCAAAUAAAACAAUAAUCAGAGGCCCUCUCAAUCAGUUUAUUGAAGAUAUGACAGUGUCAGAAGCUCUUAUUGCAGGAAUUAUGGAUUGUCCUGUGACUGAAAAAGAAUUUUUAACACUACUGCAAACAUUGAAUCACAAAAUAAAUUUUGUAAAGGAGCAGAGUUUUAAGGAAGUAAAGUCAUGUUUGGAUGUAAAAGAUAUAUUAGAAAAACUGAAAAUAAAGGCAUUAGCAAAAAUCAGAACAUAUCUUUUAGAGCAGAUUUAUAAGUUCAGAAAACCAAUGACAAAUUAUCAAGUGCCACAGAAUAAUAUGUUAAAAUAUAAAUUCUUUUUUGAGUUCAUUCUAGCAAAUGAAAGGAAUGUAGCAGAAGAAAUUUGUGGAGAAUAUAUUAGCACAAUGAGUAAAAUAUAUUACUCAUAUUUUAAAUCUUAUUCUUCAAGAUUAAUGAAAUUACAGUUUGAAGAAGGAGCUACUAAAGAUGAUUUGAUGGGAGUUGAAGAUACUGCAGGAAGAAGUAUUUUUCAUAAAACUACAUUGAAGCACAAGGGUACUGUAUUUUCUAUAGGUAAUAGAGGGGAUGUAUUAAAUUCUCAGUUGGAAGCUCCUAUCAUAGUACCUCAUACUGCAACUAAAAUAAGAUAUCAUUAUGAAGCUUUAUUCAGAAGUGAACAAUAUGCUCUUGUAGAUAAUGCUUGUAGGGAAUAUUUAUUUUUAACUGAAUUUUUUAAAGUACGUGGUGUGCAAGCAAUGGAUAUUUUUAACCAGGUAAUGGGAAAAACGUUGAAUUUGAUGGUAAAAAAUUUGCAAUCUUUCGUGGAAGAUUGCUAUGAUACAAUUGCUUUAUUCCUGUGUUUGCAUUUAGUAAUGCGUUAUCGGUUGACUUGUCAUAAAAGAGCAGUACCAGCUUUAGAUAAAUAUUGGGAUAAUAUGACAUCAGUAAUUUGGCCUAGGUAUUUGUACAAAUAUAAUAUAAUUUAAUUAAAACUCACCCAAGAAUUAGGACCACAUUAUAUUACACGAAGAUAUGCUGAGUUUAGUGCUGCAAUGGUCAGUGUAGUUGAAGGAUUUCCUUGUGAAGGAGCAACACAGUUACUAGCAGAGUUAAGGGAAGCUGUCCAAUAUUUCUUGUUAAGAAUGGCAGCUACAUUUACAAAUAGAAUUCAACAAUUAGUUUUUCUUAUUAAUAAUUAUGAUUUGAUUCUUGGUGUAUUAAUGGAAAGAACACGAGAUAAUUCAAAGGAGGCAGAAAGUUUCCGGGAUCAAUUAAAUACACGUUCUUCAGAAUACGUAGAAGAAAUUUUAAGUCCACAUUUUGGUGGUAUAAUACAGUUUGUCAAAGAAUCAGAGAUCAUGAUUGAGAAGGGUCAAACUGAUGACUCAAAAAGGCAAGAGGGAAAAGCAUUAGUUCUUGUGCAAUCUUUUACAAAUAACUGGAAACGGGCAUUAGAAGAAAUUAAUCACGAAGUACUGAAAUCUUUCCCCAGUUUAGUACUCGGUACGGCAUUGGUUCAACGUGCAAUGACGCAAUUAGUGCAGUAUUACCAUAGAUUUCACAAAAUCUUACCACCAAAUGCACGUACACAAUUGACAAACUUUCACCAUAUAAUGGUGGAAAUGAAAAAAUAUAAAGCAAAUUAUUAG